AUGUAUGCAAAGGCAAGCCACCUUUUCUAUUAUCUUGGCUCCAAAGCCUUAACAAAAGGCAUUUAUGAAGCUAAAGGUAAAAGCAGUUCUUACUGUAGCUCAAUCUUUGAAGGCAGUUGGUCAAGAUGUCAGGAUUUGAUUUUUUUCACAAAUCUUGGAGAUUGCCAAAGUACUAUACAGUUCUCAGCCACUGUGCUUGUAGUUACUGAUGCCUUUAGUGUCGGGCUUCCCUCAGUGAUCUACACAGAUGCUGAGGUAAGCCUGCUUCUUCUUAAGACAUAG
Heterobasidion irregulare TC 32-1 is the source of this 282-nucleotide messenger RNA. RefSeq lists its product as uncharacterized. The transcript is spliced from 3 exons. Bases 1 to 282 code for a protein of 93 amino acids. NCBI's taxonomy places the organism in Eukaryota, Fungi, Basidiomycota, Agaricomycetes, Russulales, Bondarzewiaceae. The record is from RefSeq and is a predicted model, not a curated record.